AACAAAGUACUCAGCUUCUUAGAUAGAGCGGACUGCAAAGCAGUUAGACUGUUUUCUAUGGAUUUUAGCAAGACUUUCAACUCAGUGAAACAUUCACUCCUCUCGGAAAAGUUAAAAACUGUGCCACUCAACCCUUAUAUCAUAAAUUGGUAUUUAAAUUUUCUAAAGAAUCGAAAGCAAAGAGUCGUUUGUAACGAUUUUUGUGGAGAAUGGAUGGAUGUUAAUAAGGGUACAACACAGGGGAGCGUAAGUGGCCCCUACCUUUUUAAUAUUUUCCUAAAUGAUUUAGAGGUGGACAUAGACGGCGAGAACGCUCUUUUUAAAUAUGCGGACGAUUCAAAUAUAAUAGUGCCAGUUUGGAGGGAGGGUCCUGAUACAUCAACAGAUACAGUUGGACAAUUCCUGAGCUGGUCUGAUGAUAAUUUUAUGACUUGUAACCCUGGUAAAUGUAAAGAGCUUAUCAUCCGGAAGAAGGGAUAUAAUGAUCAACUUGACAAUGUUUAUAAUAUACCCCAAUGCAAAGAACUUCCCAUUUUAGGUACUACUUUUCAAGACAAUCUCAAGUUCACCAGUCAUGUUCGAGGUAAAUUGGUCAAAGCAAACAAAUGCUUGUACGUUAUACGAACACUCAGGGCAGAAGGCUAGCCAAUGUGAGAUAGAUUAUCUAUUUAAGACCCUAGUAAUAUCAACUAUAACGUUUGGCCUGUCCGUCUACGGUUCUUCUCCAGCCGAACUCAAUACUCUACAACGGUUUUUUGACAGAUGUUUUAAGCGAAAGUAUAUGUCAGAACCUGUAAAUAUUAGAUAUCUUUUAGAAAUACAAGACAGAAAUAUUUUUAAAGCUUCUGUAAAUCAGAAGAGUGCCAUAGUCGGCUUGAUACCAAGAAAAAAAAUCCACAAGCUACUCUUUGAGGACAGAGUUUAG
Paramuricea clavata is the source of this 925-nucleotide messenger RNA. The record is from the annotation of a GenBank genome assembly. NCBI's taxonomy places the organism in Eukaryota, Metazoa, Cnidaria, Anthozoa, Malacalcyonacea, Plexauridae.